CAUUAGCGCCAACUUGAUUGUGGGCACUGGCUCUACUCCGCCGUUGCCGAAUCAGUGCGAGCCCGAGCAAAACGCUACGGAGACGUCGACGUUGCCGCCUGGUGGGGUCGGCUGGGAGGGGGCGGGGCACCGGCCCGGUGGGGAGUCUUUGGGGCCGUGGAAAGGAUGCCGAAGAAGAAGAAGAAAAGUACAGAGGGGCCCAAUUCCCGGGCCCAAGAUCAGGAAGAAGAGGAGUCAAGGGGAGAGUCGAGUGCCCAGCUGAAGCGCAGCUUUGGUGAUGCUUUUAUUGUUAUAUCUGACAGUGAUGGAGAGCAAGAGUCAAAGGAGGAGUGUGAUCUGCAGAAGAAAAGAACAAAGCAGCAGCUGGAUAGAGCGAAGUUUGCAGCAAAGAGAAAAAUUGCACAGAUGACGGAAGAUGAACAGUUUGCCCUGGCUUUGCAAAUGAGUGAGCAAGAAGCCAGGCAGUUGAACUCACAAGAAGAGGAAGAGGAAGAGCUCCUGAGAAAGGCUAUUGCUGAGAGUCUCAGUAGCUGCCAGCCCUGUGAUUCUUCCACUGCAGCUGCUCAGCCCCCUCUUGCCCAGGUGCCUGAGUCUCCAGCGCCAAGCCACCCAGCUGGACCAGAGAAUUCUGAGCUCCUCACUGCCCCGCCGCCUCUCUCUGAAUCUCUUUGCUCCGAGGGCAGCUCCCUCUCACCCAGCCACAAAGCUGAUGAGAAUGGACAGACAGAUGUCGCCAAGAGGCCCCUUGUAGUCCUGACGAGGUUGAGCCAGGAGAUAGUUGAAGGCUCACUGGUCUCUAGCAUAAUUGUAGCUCCAGAGAAAAGCCAGCCUUCUGCAAGAUCAAAUGAAGGGUCUUCCUCACCAGCAGGCAGCGAUUCCAGUGACACGCCACCCAGUCUUCAAGACCUAUUUGCCUUAAGUCCCACCUUUCCCCGAAGGCCUCUGGGUGCUUGGCCGCUGGCACCUCGGCGCCUCUUUGCAGGAGGGUGCAGCCCUUCAAAACCGGCAAACCAGAAAAUAGAAAAUCAUUCCCAAAAUUGUUCAGAGGGAGACCCUCUUCCUGGGUGCUCAGAAGCCCUAGUAAAAGUGCCUCAGAAGCAUAGCACCCUGGACCACCACACUAGUCCAGGUUCUGAGCUUGAACAACAGAUCCAGCCUAGGGAGAAGGCAGGUCUUUCUACCGGGUCCCUGAAAGGGACUGAAAUGCCAGAAAAUGCCCCACCACUUUGCACAUGUCAAACAGCAGAUGAGGAGGGCAAGCAAGAAGAGGACCAAGACACAGUACACUAUUACUGGGGUGUCCCAUUCUGCCCUAAAGGAGUCGAUCCCAAUAAAUACACCCAAGUCAUCUUGUGCCAGCUUGAAGUUUAUCAGAAAAGCCUAAAACAAGCUCAGAGGCAGCUCCUGCAGAAGAAGAAGUUUGGGGAGCCAGUUGUUCCUAACUCGUGUUCUUUGAGCCAAAGUGAACACGGUACAGAAGAAGAAGAGUGUUUUAAGGGAAAUAGAGGUGUGGAUGAACGGGAAAGAGAAGAUAUGGACGACAAAAAGGAACCUGAGAGCGUAGCUUGGCUUCUUUCCUCAGCAAAUGGAGAACUGGACAAAAAUCCAAAGCAGAAUGCGGCCACGGGAGAAAACUCUGAGCAUGGAGAUGAACCAGUUAGCAGCUCCUGUCAGAAGCAGGAGUGCAGUUCAGCCUGUGCCGUCAGGUCUCACAAUCUUGGAUCCAGCGAGGCUAUAUUUAAACACACCUUAAAGGCCUCCCAAGUUCUGUUUGCAGAAGAUGUCCUUGAAGAAGGGGAGCCCAUGCAGAUUACACAAAGCAUUUCUGCCUUGACUCCCCUGGAUAGCAGGAGAAGCCCAGACAUUGCAGCUGAGAAUCGUGCCGAAGAGGAAAUCACCAUUUGUCCUGAGACCCAGCCGAGUCCAUCGCAAGCUAUUGAGCCCGAGAGCAGAGAAAUCCAUUCAUCCAGCAAAGAUGUCUCUCUGCAGGCUGACGCAGAUGAAGAUGCUGGGAAGAGUGUGUCUGCACCCAGCCUUCCAGCUGAUGGUGCUGUCUCAUGUCCAUUGUGUGAUCGCAGAUUCCCAGUUUUGGAAAUUGAGCGACAUGCCAUGUAUUGUAAUGGCACAGGAGAGGACAUAGAAGAUGCUCCAGUGAUGACACGGCGACAGAGGGAAGCCAAGAGCAGAGCUGCCUGGGGCAAAGAGACAUCACAAUCUGUAGGCGCUGGCAAAUAUGAGAAGUGUUACAUCUGCAAGUCUCUGGUGCCGAUAAAGGAGUACCAGAGGCAUGUUGAUGGCUGCCUUCAACUCCAGAGCUGCUCCAAAAGCGCUAACGGAACCCAGGGUGGCAGGAGGCUGCGGCGUGCAAAGGAUGAGGGAAGAAAUGAAGGCCGACUCCUAAACCUGUUGGAGCAGUCCGAACACAAAGCUGCAGAUGGAGAGACGGGGGCCACACAGUCUGGAGAAGACUUAAGGUGCAGCUCACCAGAGGUGGACAAGGAGGCUGAGUGUGACAAGGAUGACUGGAGCCAUUUUCCCCAUGCCUCUUGCAGUGACUCUCCUAUUAAAUCCUUCACCUCUAUUUCAGAAGCCAAAAGCUGCCUAGUAGACUUUAAAAAACAGUUGGCCACAGGCUCAGGCGAUCGGCAACAAACCAAAGCCAGCUUCAGGAGAAGGAAGAAAUUCUGAGUCUUGCACAAUUAGAAAGGGAAUUCAGAGUGGAAUAGGAAGCAAUGCUUUCUAUUCGACUGACUUUGCUUGGCAGGAAGAGCAUAGCCUCCCACACACCGUCAUCCAUCCCUCUUCUGUACAUUGUGUAUGAAUUGUACAAGCAUUUGUCAUGAAUUGAAUUGAUUGUGGAUUUUAUA
Gekko japonicus is the source of this 2867-nucleotide messenger RNA. It is a transcript of the gene UIMC1, whose product is annotated as ubiquitin interaction motif containing 1. Gene Ontology annotation, cellular component: BRCA1-A complex. Gene Ontology annotation, biological process: positive regulation of DNA repair; double-strand break repair. Bases 166 to 2688 code for a protein of 840 amino acids. The transcript has 15 exons. Lineage: Eukaryota; Metazoa; Chordata; Lepidosauria; Squamata; Gekkonidae. The record is from RefSeq and is a predicted model, not a curated record. Gene Ontology annotation, molecular function: DNA binding; histone binding; K63-linked polyubiquitin modification-dependent protein binding.